Eucalyptus grandis is the source of this 1766-nucleotide messenger RNA. RefSeq names its product DNA damage-repair/toleration protein DRT100. The record is from RefSeq and is a predicted model, not a curated record. Bases 333 to 1427 code for a protein of 364 amino acids. The transcript has a single exon. Gene Ontology annotation, molecular function: protein binding. NCBI's taxonomy places the organism in Eukaryota, Viridiplantae, Streptophyta, Magnoliopsida, Myrtales, Myrtaceae.
UCAAAUGGAUGCAGAUGUGUGAGAGAGAGAGAGGGAGAGAGAGAGAGAGAGAAAGAGCGAUGAAUUGACGUCAACCUACGCGACAUGUUCAUAUGCGACGAUCGGUUGAAUAGUAUCAGGGAAAUGAUUUGGACUCCCAUCUCCAUCUAUAAAAGCCUCACCCCCACUGCAUUUCAUUUUCAUGCAUGCAUGUUCUCUCUGUAACUCUCUCUCUCUCUCUCUCUCUCUCUCUCUCUCUCUCUCUCUCUCUCUCUCUGUGCACAAGAACAGACUUCUGUCGAUAACCCUAGAAGAAAGAAUCCAAGCAACGCGCACGCUUGCAGCGGAAAACGAUGGACUCUCCCUUGUUCUGCGUCGCCCUGCUACUUCUCGCCGCCGCAUCCGCCGUCGACUGCUGCCCUCCGUCCGACCGGGCGGCCCUCCUGGCCUUUAGAGCCAGCCUCCACGAGCCCUACCUAGGCAUCUUCAACUCCUGGACCGGCACCGACUGCUGCUGGAACUGGUACGGCGUCAGCUGCGAUGCCGAGACCCGCCGCGUUGCCGACAUCAACCUCCGCGGCGAGUCAGAGGACCCGAUCUUCGAGCGGGCGAAGCGGACCGGUUACAUGACGGGCACCAUCUCCCCGGCUAUAUGCAGGCUCAAGGGCCUCGCCAGUCUGACGCUUGCCGACUGGAAGGGCAUCACCGGCGAGAUCCCGAGCUGCAUCACCACGAUCCCGUUCCUCCGGGUCUUUGACCUGAUAGGGAACCGCCUCUCCGGCGAGAUCCCCGCGAACAUUGGGAAGCUCCACCGCCUAACGGUGCUCAAUGUUGCGGACAACAUGAUCACCGGCGAGAUCCCCCGGUCAUUGACCAAUCUCUCGAGCUUGAUGCACUUGGACAUGAGGAACAACCGGAUCUCGGGUCCACUGCCCCGAGAUUUCGGGAAGCUGAGGAUGUUGAGCCGGGCUCUGCUAAGCGGGAACCGGAUCACGGGGACCAUACCCGACUCGGUUUCGGACAUAUACCGAUUGGCGGACUUCGACCUUUCUUUCAACCAGCUAUCAGGUCCGAUCCCGCUUUCUCUCGGCAAGAUGGCGGUCCUCGCCACGCUGAACCUCGACUCGAACAAGAUCUCCGGCCCCAUCCCCCGAACUCUGAUCAACUCCGCGGUGAGCACCUUGAACCUCAGCAGGAACGCUCUCCAAGGCACGAUCCCGGACGUCUUCGGGCCGAGGUCCUACUUCACCGCGCUCGACCUCUCGUACAACGGCCUCCGCGGCCCGAUCCCGAGGUCCAUAUCGUCCGCGUCCUUCAUCGGGCACAUGGACCUUAGCCACAACCACCUCUGCGGGCGGAUCCCGGGGGGUGCACCGUUCGACCACCUCGAGGCGUCGUCCUUCGCGUACAACGACUGCCUCUGCGGGAAGCCCCUCCGAGCAUGUUAAACCGGGCCGAGGUCCCGGAGUUCCGGAUCUAUGCUUGACCCGAAGUAUGUAUGUACGCACUUGCUCGUGAUAGCGGAUGAAUUGUGCUAUGGUUUAUCUAGGUAAUAUGUUGUGUUAGAUUUACGUUGAAAUGAUAAUGUUACGGCGCGGGAUGUGAUCUUGAUGGAUCAGUCGUGAAAUCUUUUGCAUGGAACGGAGUGGGGGUUCGCACGCCAAGAAAAAGGCUGAAACUAGUAAUGAGGGAGCUAAUAAUUUGGAUGACAAGCCAUGUGGACUUUGCAGAUGACGUUCGUCCGUAUCGAUGGGACCAAAAAACGAAGUGAUUGUGCAGUUUUCUUA